Merops nubicus (carmine bee-eater) is the source of this 507-nucleotide messenger RNA. RefSeq names its product mitochondrial ribosomal protein S18A (gene MRPS18A). Lineage: Eukaryota; Metazoa; Chordata; Aves; Coraciiformes; Meropidae. Gene Ontology annotation, biological process: mitochondrial translation. The transcript has 6 exons. Gene Ontology annotation, cellular component: mitochondrial small ribosomal subunit; ribosome. The annotation marks the transcript as partial. The record is from RefSeq and is a predicted model, not a curated record. Gene Ontology annotation, molecular function: small ribosomal subunit rRNA binding; structural constituent of ribosome.
UGGGCCUCGCCGCCGGUCCGAGCCCUGCGGGAGGUUGUGGAGGUCACUGAAGGGAACACGACCACAAUUGAAGGAAGAAUUAUAGAGGAUGUUGAAGCACCACCUCCUCCAAACCCCUCUGGCCAGUGUCCCAUCUGUCGCUGGAACCUGAAGCAUAAGUAUGAUUAUGUGGAUGUCUUGCUGCUGAGUCAGUUUAUCCGUUCUGAUGGAGGGAUGCUGCCACGAAGGGUCACAGGCCUCUGUUUGGAGGAGCACAAGAAGAUUGCUGUCUGCGUGCAGAUGGCUCACCGUGCAGGUUUGUUGCCAAACCACAGGCCUCCACUUCCUGAAGGGCAUGUUCCCAAGAAACCCAAGCUCAACAGGUAUCUGACCCGCUGGUCCGUCAGAUCUGCAAAGCCCAUCUGGAAGAGGGGCCCUAAGUGGUGCAAAAAACCCUUUCCAGUCGGACACCCUCUGCUGAAGAAUAACAUCAAAUACACACACAAGCCUCUCUGUUUAAACCACUAG